CCGGGGCAGCCGCUGCCGCCCGCGCUGCCCCCUCCUCGCCGCCCUGCCCUGCCCGCCGUCCCCCUCCUCCGUCCCGCCCAAGCCAUGAACUUUGGCCGCGGUCCCUCGGUGGUGUUGAACGUCGGGGGCACCCGGUACUCCUUCUCCCGGGAGGUGCUGAAGGAUUUCCCGCUGCGCCGGGUGAGCCGCCUGCACGGCUGCCUCUCGGAGAAGGACGUUCUGGAGGUGUGCGACGACUACGACCGGGAGCGGAACGAGUACUUCUUCGACAGGCACUCGGAGGCCUUCGGCUUCAUCAUGCUGUACGUCCGGCACGGCCACCUGCGCUUCGUGCCGCACAUGUGCGAGCUCUCCUUCUACAACGAGAUGAUCUACUGGGGGCUGGAGGGCUCCCACCUCGACUACUGCUGCCAGCGCCGCCUCGACGACCGCAUGUCCGAGACGUACACCUACUACGCGGCGGAGGAGCCGAAAGAGGGCAAGGGCCGGCGGCCACCGGGAGCCGAGGGCAGGAAGUGGCUCGAGAGGAUGAGGAGGACUUUUGAGGAGCCCACGUCUUCCGUGGCCGCCCAGGUCCUUGCCACCGUCUCCAUCCUCUUCGUCAUUGUGUCCAUGGUGGUGCUGUGCGCCAGCACUUUGCCCGAGUGGCGGGCGCCGGAGAAUCGCAGCAUGGAGGAGCAGAGCAGGUACACAGCAGAGUCAGUGAGGGAGCCCUCAGGGAUAAUUGAAGCUAUCUGCAUAGGCUGGUUCACUGCAGAAUGCAUUGUGAGGUUCAUCGUCUCCAAAAACAAGUGUGAGUUUGUCAGAAGACCUCUCAACAUCAUUGAUUUGCUGGCAAUUACUCCUUACUACAUCUCUGUUCUAAUGACAGUUUUCACAGGGGAAAAUUCACAGCUUCAGAGGGCUGGAGUCACCUUGAGGGUCUUAAGAAUGAUGAGAAUCUUUUGGGUGAUUAAACUGGCCCGUCAUUUCAUUGGCCUUCAAACACUUGGUCUGACUCUGAAGCGUUGUUACAGAGAGAUGGUGAUGCUACUUGUCUUUAUCUGUGUUGCUAUGGCAAUUUUCAGUGCACUUUCACAGCUUCUUGAAAAUGGGUUGGACUUGGGAACAAAGAAUCAGGAUUAUGCCAGCAUUCCUGCUGCUUGUUGGUGGGUGAUCAUCUCGAUGACCACAGUUGGUUACGGUGACAUGUGUCCCAUCACUGUACCAGGAAGGAUUCUUGGAGGAAUUUGUGUGGUUAGUGGCAUCGUUUUAUUAGCCCUGCCAAUCACUUUCAUUUAUCACAGCUUUGUGCAAUGCUACCAUGAGCUCAAGUUCCGAUCUGCUAGGUACAGUAGAAGCCUCUCUGCUGAAUUCUUAAAUUGACCCAAC
Prinia subflava (tawny-flanked prinia) is the source of this 1371-nucleotide messenger RNA. It is a transcript of the gene KCNG3, whose product is annotated as potassium voltage-gated channel modifier subfamily G member 3. Gene Ontology annotation, cellular component: voltage-gated potassium channel complex; membrane. Gene Ontology annotation, biological process: potassium ion transmembrane transport; protein homooligomerization. Lineage: Eukaryota; Metazoa; Chordata; Aves; Passeriformes; Cisticolidae. The coding region runs from base 85 to 1365 and encodes 426 amino acids. The transcript is spliced from 2 exons. The record is from RefSeq and is a predicted model, not a curated record. Gene Ontology annotation, molecular function: delayed rectifier potassium channel activity; protein binding.